Sardina pilchardus (European sardine) is the source of this 1554-nucleotide messenger RNA. It is a transcript of the gene bcl2a, whose product is annotated as BCL2 apoptosis regulator a. Bases 874 to 1554 code for a protein of 226 amino acids. Gene Ontology annotation, biological process: intrinsic apoptotic signaling pathway in response to DNA damage; extrinsic apoptotic signaling pathway in absence of ligand; negative regulation of intrinsic apoptotic signaling pathway. The transcript has 2 exons. Lineage: Eukaryota; Metazoa; Chordata; Actinopteri; Clupeiformes; Clupeidae. Gene Ontology annotation, cellular component: mitochondrial outer membrane. Gene Ontology annotation, molecular function: protein heterodimerization activity; protein homodimerization activity. The record is from RefSeq and is a predicted model, not a curated record.
CUGAGCAGGCUACGGACCUCAAGCUCAAUGACACAAGCGCACAGCGGAGUCCCAGCAUACGGUAAUCGCAGACGUCCAAAGCCUGUGGGAUCACACAUGGGCGCAUGACCACCGGGUUUCCGUCCAGUGUUCUGUCUCCAGGUCUGGUCUACAAAUUGUUCUGGAAUUAUUUAUUCUGGUUGUUCUUUGAGGUAGAGAGCGUGGUUCGAAGGGAUCGUAAAUGAUUUCUCUUCCGUCUUUCUGUUGCUGUAAAUGUUCACGAGGCUGACAAAACCGUGGAAAACGCUGUGUUUUCCAUAAACUACACAAACUUCACAUGGGAGAUAGCAGCUCGUCUCAACACGAUUCUCUGCCAAGUGCGCGUUGGUGGUUGCGUUCUACUGCGGGAAAGAAAUAUCGCUUCAACGCAGACUUUUACGCCUCAAAGUCAGUCGUUACUUUCCCAUGGAUUUCACUUCCAGCCUCUGAAAAAGGGGCGUAAGCUACCAUAUGCGGAGAUCAGACAUUCCUACUCUUGCGGUUGCAGAGAACAAUCUUGGGCCACGUACUGGUGGUAACGCAUGGAAGUUGAAUUAAUGCAGCCGAGCAGAUUGGAUGGUUAUCUUAAACUUCUACGUGCCCACCAUUAAAAGAAGAGGAGUCGGGAUUGAUUGGGCAAAAGGGCCUGCAAAAUACAAUCAAAUGAAGUGGUACACUUUCUUACCGGGGGUUCAUGCGACACAAGUUCACCGAAUUUGCUGGUACAUCACAAUAGAAGGUGUAGCAUUUCUGUAGCAUUUCCAUCAGUCUGUGUCAAAUGAUUGAGCUGUCAUUUCAAGUGUAUUGAUAUUAGCAGUUUUAUUACAGUGCGUGUGCCAUUACCAUCAUACCAUUAUGGCAAACGAGAAUUCAUACGACAACCGCGAUAUUGUGCAAAAUUACAUUUAUCACAAACUUCUUAAAAGGGGAUACGUGUGGGAAUUCAACAGCAUAGCAGAAAUAGACUCUCCAAAUAACGGCGUGGCGGACAACUCUGAAGUUUACGCCCGGAGACUGCACGCGGACGCGGCUGGAGACGACCCAGACUCCCCGGUGCCCUCCCUGCGCUCGCGAGCCGACCCUCACGCACGGUUGAACCGGGUCCUCCGCGAGGCAGGGGACGAGAUAGAGAGGAUGUACCAGCGGGACUUCGCAGCCAUGGGGGACCGCUUGCACUUCACCCCGGGCACCGCUCAGAGGAAAUUCGCUGCGGUCGCUGAGGAGCUGUUCAGCGACGGCGUCAACUGGGGUCGGAUCGUCGCCUUCUUCGAGUUCGGAGGAACCAUGUGCGUGGAGAGCGUCAGCCGGCAGAUGGUGCCCCAAGUGGAUCUCAUAGCGCACUGGAUGACGGAGUACUUCGACGGGCCACUCCAUAACUGGAUUGAGGAGAACGGCGGCUGGGAUGCGUUUGUGGAGUUGUACGAGCAUCCUCGUGACGCGGUGCCUCCAUCUUGGCCGUACCUGAAGACGGUGUUGGGAAUGGCAGCCCUGGGCGCGGCCGGUGUCACCAUCGGAGCCCUCUUCACCCAGAAGUGA